Molecule: messenger RNA, 255 nt
Organism: Colletotrichum abscissum
Lineage: Eukaryota; Fungi; Ascomycota; Sordariomycetes; Glomerellales; Glomerellaceae
Exons: 1
Coding region: 1-255 (84 amino acids)
Source: RefSeq, a predicted model, not a curated record
AUGUCUUUUCAAUAUUCACAUAUCCCCCCUCCCUCCAGGCUCCAGACAACUCAAAGAGCAGGACUGUCUUCUCAGAAACUAGACUCCUUGUCUGCUCCAACAACCCCCCUACCCUACCUCUACCCUCCCUUCCAUCCUCCAAUUCCCGCCCGACCGCCCCGGGACGAAUCCUUCAGCGAUCCAUCCUCCACCCUACCUCGACCAGUCACCACGCCCUCCCCCCUUGCCACUCUUCUCAGAGAUCUGCAAGUCUAG